CAGGAUCGGACUUCGACGCGCUUGGACCCAUCAGUCCCUGAAUUUGUCCAAUGCGAGGACCCAAUACUCCAAGAGGAUUUUCUCCUCCACGAGUCGUAACCGGAAUUACCGCCAUAGUCGCGGUUACUUUCGCUUCUUAGACGACAUUCCUGAAAAUACGAUCUUCUGGGGUAUCAUUGGUUUGAAUGGUGCCAUCUUCGGACUUUCUUGGUGGGCCAAACAGAAGCUGACGGUCGAACGCGACCCCCGUCUAUACACCAUGAUGCGCAAACAUUUCUACGCCAACUGGCAUAACAUCUCGUCCGGGCGCAUAUGGACCUUGUUUACUUCUAUGUUCACUCACAACGACUCGGAUGUUACUCACAUCUUGUUCAACGGCUUCACCUUUUACUUUAUGGCACCGUUGGUUCUACAGAUACUAGGAAGUCGUCGUUUUCUGUUCCUCUAUCUCGGAGGCGGCGCACUGAGUGAGCUGUUUUCGAUUGCAUACGAUCAGAUAACUACGGGCAGAGAUCGAUACUCUGUGGGCGCUAGUGGUGCCAUCUAUUCCAUCCUCUCUUUUCUUGCUUUCACAGAGCCUCGUAUGACACUUCUUAUCUAUGGAAUCGUGCCUGUUCCCAUCUGGCUGACGGUCACAGGCCUCUUCUCGUAUGAGACGUAUCUCACGGCUUGGGAUAAGGCCGGAACCUCUAAUUCCAGUGGGCAUGUUGGAGGGAUCUUGUCUGGAGCAGGUCCUUGGGACAACCGACUGUACCUCCCACCCACCGCCAUAACGUCAGAACUAAACCCAAGCACUAACAUGGAUCGGCCGUCUGUUCCUCAACUCCCUUCUCUCUCCUCCUCUCUGGUCCAAGCUGCCAUUCAAGCCACAGCGCAGUUCACACCGGUCCCGGCCCUGGCACCAGUUGCACAACUCGUGUCCAAUAUCAUCACGCUCUGCCAGAAUGUGUCUCAGAACAAGGCCACGGCGGCACAAUUGAGCACUAGAUGCCAUCGGAUGCUCCUCGUCAUCAACGAGAGGCAUACUAUGAAUGAAAAUGUCGAUGCUGCCCUGAAAUCGUUCACGAAAUGCCUGGGCGACGUGCAAGUUAUCAUGGAGAAGUGUGUACAACUCUCGAAACUCAAGGCGUUCCUCCACCAAUACGAUAUCUCGGUCGAGAUAGCGAGGUGUCACAGCAUCCUCUCAGACUGCUUCAAUGCGUUCCAGGCAUGGGUUGUCCUCAGGUUCGGUAUUGGAUCCUUACUUCAAGAACAGAUCGCUUCGCACACUGAGCUACACGAAUGGCAAGCUCAGUUUAAGGAAUCUUCCAAACAAGAUCAUCGAGAACUCGUGGGAUAUCUAGGGGACAUCACGAACUCACAGACGAUCAUCUACGAUCUUCUAGAGAAGAUCCACGAAAACACUCUUGCAGAGAGGCAGUCGCAGUCCUCCGAUUUCUUGCGCGAAACCAAAGUCAAAGACCAGUCGCAUAUCGGGCUAUCGAGCAACCUGUACGAUCUGCAGCUGCAGAGUCGCGAGCUCUUACCCGACUUCAAUCUGCGCUCUGGGGAAGUGAUAAGAAGCGGGAUAUUUCCGGUGAGCGGUACCAGUUCUAUGGACAUCUAUGAGGGCCUUUACUUGCAGCGCGAAAAAGUGGCGAUCAAGGUUGUCAGAGCUGUCAACGCCGGUCCAGAUAGUGCACGUAGAUUUGAACGUGAAUGCGAAAUUUGGAAAGAAUUGUGGAAGCGUGACGGAGGCAAAUACAUCCUGCCGUUUUAUGGUUUCAGCCAAUCGGAUGGGCCAUUUCCUUACAUCGUCAGCCCAUGGCAAGCUAACGGGUCGGCGAUCCAAUAUGUUAAACGGCACGAUCUAUCGGCCAAGGGUAUUGCCCUUGGCAUUCAGAUCUUGCACAAUAUGACACCUCCCAUUGUGCAUGGGGAUAUCAAAGCAAUGAACAUCGCAAUCAAUAAUCUAGGAAACCCUCUAAUCGCCGAUUUUGGAUUGUCUUGUAUCGUUGAAGACAUCACCGGGAUUCCUUUCAGUCAGAGUCGGGGCGUCAGUGAAUCGUAUCGCUGGUUUGCACCUGAACUCUGUGUGGGGCAAGGAGUUCUCUCUGCCAGCUCAGACAUCUAUGCUUUUGGUAUGACUGUGCUCGAGCUGUUCACCCAUGAACAUCCCUACAAGGAGGUCAAACACACCGCCGAGGUCGUAAUCAAGUCUUCUCAAGGCAUACAGCCCAAGCGUCCGACCUCAGAACGUGUGCUGGAACGCGGGCUUAGUGACGCUCUGUGCUACUACAAGGCCACAGGCUGGAACGAGGACAAUCUAUACGCCAACAUCACUCGGUCUUCGAAUGCGAUCCUCGAUUUCUCCGUCCCCAGAGGGCUCCAUCUCGCGGUGUCCAAGUCACCCAAUUCUCUCUUCAAGACAACAUAUUCCAUGACUGCCAUGCCCUCACUCAGUGGCUCUGUCGGCUACAUCUUCACUUCUUGCGAUCUCGAUGUCAAGAAUUCCGGGAAUGUCCGGUUCAAGGAUAUGAUUGAGCGAUUCCGCGUUUACGACCAGCCGCGCCGUGCCGAACCAAAGGAAGAGGAGUUUUUAAAUGGAGAGCUAGUAAACAACCGUGACUACCUCAUGUAUGGCCGGUUUUAUCUCCCCACGGGCCGUCUUGACGCGCUCUACUCGACGCGUUUAUCACCGACCGUCCAGGCUCUCGUGGCCGCUAUCUCUCAUCCGCCUUCCAAUAUCAACUCUCCUGCACCGCGUAACUCGAACGUCAGCAACCUGAUCGUCAACAUCCAACACGACGUGGGGAAGUGGUGCACAGAAUACACCUGGAGCGCAGACGAUAGCAUGUGGGGUGUGCGAGUGCUGCAUAACUUCGGCAAGCUCGGAAUGGCCCAGGAGAAUUCAGACGAUCCGGAGAAGGCUGCUGCCCGGACCGGGGUGAAACGGGUCGACGAGGAGGAUGCGAUCGAGGGGGGUCUGAAGGGACGCGUUUCGGCCGGGGCCGAGUUUUAUUUCAGCGCAAGAGAGAAAAGCGGUGGAGUUUCGACUGGUUUUCGAUUCUCGACAUUACCCGAAUCAAGUCCUCCAUCGUUCCAAGCCCCGGGACCAUCUUCUUCGCCGUUGACGACGAUAACCAGGGGUCCGCCCACUCAGGCGCCGACGACGAUAACGGCCUUGUUCAACCCUAUGCUGGGCCACAUAUCGAGCGCUUAUUCCAGCCGAGUGUCGCGAGAUCUUUCUCUUGCUUCUCGGUUCGACUUCAAUGUGUACAGCUAUGAGAGCGAAUGGACGAUGGGUGCUGAAUGGUGGAUGCGCUCGAGAGCCGACGCAGAUAGUGAAGACGAAUCACCUCUGACAUCGAGAGAGAGUGGGCAGGUGCGAGGGGUUCUCAAAGCACGUGCUUCAACGAACCGGGAUGUCGCCUUGCUCUGGGAAGGCCGUGUGCAGCAGACGCUGGUUAGCGUGGGUGUUGUUUCUGACCUGUCCAACUCGGCGAAACCGAUCAAGGCAAUCGGACUGGAAUUGUCGUACUUCAGCUCAGACGAAAAAUAAGCAUUCAUUGUUGUUGUGUGAUCAUAUCCCGAGCCAUCCUAUAAAGUACACAAAAAAUAAUGAUAGGCACAGAGGUGAGAAGAGGAGCAGAGCAUGUUCAUGAAAUCAGAGAUAAGAUAAGAUGAGCUGAGAUUGAGGGGUUAUCAUCAUGGGGUCUUGCUUGGAGCGGCGAUGGUGCGCGCAAGCCUUGAAAUUGCGGCUCCCGUGAUGACGGGUCUGGCGUGCGGAGGCCGUGGGUUGCGCACAGAAGCAGGGGGCGACGAGUGCGUCCGGGCAUGCUGGUUUCCCGGCGUCCUGGUUCCCCUCGUGUCCCGCUGGUUCAGGUUGUGCGCAGACCUCGAAAACGUUCUGCCGACGGUAUGGGCCCUUUGAUGCGUCGGAUGGAAAGUCUCUGCCGGAUCAUCAGAGUUCGACGGCGCGUAGAUGGACGCAGCGAGCCCAGAAAGAGGCGCCGGCUGGACGGCAGGCUCGGAGGAUUUUUCAGCGGCCGGCUGGAGGGACGUCGGAGGAGGCGUGCUUUCCAUCCUCGGCUGCUCGUCGGCACUGAAAGGGACCACCGCCUCCUCUUUGACAUCUGCAGGGGGCGCAACUGGAUCCGGCAAUGCAGUCAGCCCAUCGACGAUGAUGGGAGAAAUCAUCAUGUCCUUUUGGGCUUGCACGCUAUCCUUGGGCUCGGGCUCCACUGGCUUCUCCUCCUGUGUGACAGUCUUCACACCCCAAUCAUCAAGAUCCGGCAAGCUUUCGUCGUCGUCACCAGCCCAAUCGAUGUGACUGCCUGGAGUAUUGGGGCGGUUACUUUCCAUCGCAGAGGCUCGCACUCGUUCCACAAAGGCAUCAAUGUCAUUCUGCCUGAAUGAUCCGGCCAAGUGAGGAGGCGUAUCCUUUGAGGGAGGCGGAGCACUGCGGGGCGCUAGGAGUCUGUUCUGCGGCCGGAGAAGGGUGCUAUCGUCCGAUGCCGGUACAUUGACUUUGAGAUUACUUCCGCCGGUGCUGAUAGCCCCAUUUCCUCCCUUCGCACUCUGCUGUGAACGGCGACGGCGGUUCGAAGGUCGGGGGACAGGCGCUGUAGCAGGGAGUACGGUCGAGGGAGAUGGUCCACCCACAAGUACCGCAGGAACGACCAAUGGUGUGGAGCGCGAUGGCUUACGACCGUGACGCCGCGAGCCCGACGAAGGAGUGGUGGUAUUAGACAGCGCCGAGAUCGAAGGAUUGGGAGAUGGCUUAGGUUUAGGAUCCGGUGUUGAUGUCGUACUGGCCGGUGUCGCUUUGGGCGGCAACGAUUCGUUGUUCGUUGAUUUAUCAUUCUUCGAAGCAUGCGAAGGCUCGGCACCGCCAUUGUCCUUACUGUGGCCGGUGGAGUUGGAGUUAGGGUUCGGCCCUCGACCACGACCGCCUCUGCUCCUUCCCCUUCCACCACCACCACCUCGACCGCCUCUGGGGUUUCCCCCGAACGCAGAGGAUCCCAGCUCUGUUCGAGGCCAAUCACGGGCUCUAGAGUUGCCAGAUGGAGUGGCAAGUGGAGGAGCAGGAGCAGCCAUGCUUGACCCAGGACUCGGAAAUCAACUAAGGAGGCGGAUGAGGAUACUACGUCAAGGAUCAAUAAGAUCCUGAGUUGUGGGGAUAGCGUGGAGGAGUCACUUCGUAUUGGCCACCAUGUCGAAAGCGUCCCAGCCUGAGUUGAAAAAGUUCAUGGACAAAAAAUUGUUCGUCCAUUUGCAAGGAGGACGCAAAGUCAGCGGUACAUUGCGCGGCUACGAUCUCUUCUUAAAUCUGGUCAUCGACGAUGCUACCGAAGAGACCACUCCUGCCCAAAAGCAUCCCAUCGGCACUGUGGUCAUCCGAGGGAACAGCGUCACGUCCAUGGAAACAUUGGAAACAGUACGAUAGUAUCAGUCUUGUUCUGGUCUUGGUUGUAUGAAGGCGUCGUUUGUAUCACUGUCUUGCUCUCUCUAUCUGCUGUACCAUCAGCCCACUGUCGGUGAAUGCGAAUAUCCGCACCCCAUGGCGGAUCUAAAGCGUGACUCGUCGAUAUGGGCAUCGGCACCGCGACGAAGAUUGAUCACAAUGACUACUAUUAUGCGCACGGACCAUGCCUGUAUUUGUGUCUGGUUGUGGAUGGGUGUUGGAGUGAAACUGGUGCAUGUAUCGCCAGUACUGUGUCCAGAACCAGUAUACAUUUGACAUUUCAACAACAGCAUGUAAGUGGAAUACGUCUUCACCAAUCCAUCGUCGAUUUGGCCGUUUUCGUCAACGCCACUGGUAUCCGAGCGCCCUUGAAACCAAAUCCGUCCAACCACGGCCAAAUCUCGCUUCUGCGCUUCUCAAAGGUGGUGAUGGUCUCCGCCCGCUGCAUAGUCAGAGCGAUGUCAUCGAGACCGUUCAAAAGACAGUGGCGGCGGAACGGAUCGAUCGUGAAAGGGAUGGCAGCUUGCCCGUUUGGACGGCGGACCUCUUGUUUUUCGAGAUCAACCUCGAGCUCCAGCCCGGCCUCGGCAUCUUCCGCCAAUGCUUUGCACUCUUCUUGAGAGAUGGCGACAGGCAACAUGCCAUUCUGCAUCGUAUUGUUUUUGAAGAUAUCGGCGAAACUCGGCGCAAUAACACAUCGUAUGCCAAAAUCGUUUCUGAAGCUGGUCAGCAUUGGAUUUGUUGUGGAGCACAUGCGACUCACAAACUCCAAGGCGCGUGUUCCCGCGAACUGCCGCAUCCGAAAUUCUUGCCAGUCGAAACGAGGAUCUUGGCCUUGUUGUACGGGGCCCGGUUGAGAACGAAGUCCGUGUCCUUGCCUGUGUGCGGGUCCUUGCGCAAUGUAAAGAACAAGGCGUCGGCGAGACCUGUGCGCUUCAAGGUCUUCAAAAACUGCUUCGGGAUGAUCAUGUCGGUGUCGACGUUUUCGAUGUACAUGGGAGCGGCGAUGCCUUUGACAGUGGUGAACUUCUGGACAGUGGACGGGGCCUCACUGGGUGGCAAUUUCCCUGGCGUUUGGGGGGCAGCCGAAACUUGCGGCUCCGGAGGAGGAAGAACGGGAUCAUCCAAGAAUUCAGAGGCACUCAUCACCUUGAGUUUGGGGGCCGACUCGAUGUUGGCUCCGACAAAUUUCCGGACGUCAGUGAGCUUGCCGGUCAUGGCGGCAGCGGCUGCCAUGGCCGGGCUCAACAGAUGAGUGCGACCGCCUGAUCCCUGGCGACCCUCGAAGUUGCGGUUGCUUGUAGAUGCACACCGCUGGCCGGGGGAGAGCUGAUCAGGGUUCAUGCCAAGACACAUCGAGCAGCCAGCUUCGCGCCAAUCGAAGCCAGCACGUUUGAAGAUGGCAUCGAGACCUUCCGCCUCAGCCUGUUUCUUGAUGAGUCCAGACCCGGGAACGACCAUCGCAUCGACAUUCGCAGCAACUUUGGCAUCCGGCCCAGCGGCAAGCACGAUCUUGGCGGCGGAACGCAAAUCCUCGAUGCGACUGUUGGUGCACGACCCGAUGAACACCUUGUCGACUGUGAUUUGCUCGAUGGGCGUGUUAGGUUUGAGCCCCAUGUAGGCCAAGGAGCGCUCGACAGAGGAGCGUUUUACGGGAUCAGCAAAGGUCGAUGGGUCGGGAACAGAGCCUGUGAUGGGCACAGUGUCCUCGGGCGAAGUGCCCCAAGUCACGGUCGGGAUAAUGUCCGCCGCAGCAAUGUUGACCUCGAUAUCGAAUUUUGCGCCGUCGUCGGUCUUCAACGUUCGCCAGUAAGCCUCUGCGCGAUCCCAGGCCUCUCCCUUCGGUGCAAGCGGUCGGUUGCGGAGAUACUCAAACGUGAUCUCGUCCGGUGCAACCAUGCCAGCCCGGGCACCACCUUCAAUACUCAUGUUGCACACGCUCAUCCUUGCCUCCAUGGAGAAGUUGCGGAAGACAGAGCCAGCGAACUCGAUCACACAUCCUGUCCCUCCGGCUGUGCCAAUCUGACCGAUGAUGUAUAAAAUAACAUCCUUCGAGUUAACCCCGUCGAGCAGUUCUCCGUCGACCGUGAUACGCAUGUUCUUUGCUUUCUUCUGCAGCAACGUCUGUGUUGCGAGCACGUGCUCUACUUCGGACGUGCCAAUGCCAAACGCGAGAGACCCAAAUGCUCCGUGUGCUGGAAGAAAAGAUCAGACGGACUUGACGUGGUGCAAGGAAGAACGGACUAGACGUGUGAGAGUCGCCACAAACGCAGGUGAUACCGGGGAGCUAACAUGCAUUAGGCGUGAAAUCGAAAGCUCGUAAUAUGCUCACAGUGAAUCCUUGUUCGGGGCCGAUAACGUGAACGAUGCCCUGUCGCUUGUCGGUCAUACCGAAAUAGGUCAAUCCAAACUCCUUGAUGUUGUCCUCCAAGGCAGCACAUUGGGCACGCGAGUCGGGCUCUUCGAUGAACGACGAAACAGAGACAAAGUUCUUGCGUGACACAGUCCUUUCAACAUGUCAGCCAAUGAGAUGUGCGGUAUGAAGGGAAAUAUCUCACGGGAUGUUGUGAUCGACCGUAGCCAGCGUGCAGUCUGGUCGCCGCACAGGUCGCCCCGCAUUCCUCCUACGUCAUAUCAGAGCCAGGAACGAGAUAGGAAGAAAGAAAGCACAGACAAGCCCUCGAAAGCUUGCGGGCUGGUGACCUCGUGCACCAGGUGCCGAUCGAUGUAGAGGAGAGCGAGGCCGUCGUCCUGGACGUCGCUGUAGAGGAUGAUCAGGUACGGGAUCGGCUGUGAACAAAAUGCUCUACACGACAUGGUCGUCCCAGAUUUUAUCGUAGAGAGUUCGAGGGGCGUUCGUCAUUGUAGUUGAGGAUAACGUGUCAGAAGAUGCGUGGUUAGAAGUAAGAAUGAGGUUAAGUACCUCGAGUCUGCAACAGAAGGAAAGUUAUGUCCGAUCGGCCGAUACAGUCUUUCGGGUCGACUUUCGGAGACGGUUCCCGAAAGCCAAUGAGGAUCAAGGAAUUUGCCGUCAGUCAGGUGACAUUUGUAUUACGUCACGCUCUAGACUCAGCUCGCGGUCGAUUUCGGCAUCAUACUGCACAGUUGGUGGCUGUACGAUUCCGUUCACGUAAUCCCUCAAGGACUCACUUUUCCGACCCUCAGCAAUGGCCAAGUCUAAGAACCACACGAAUCACAACCAGAACAAGAAGGCGCACAAGAAUGGCAUCAAGCGCCCCAUUGCUGGUCGUACACGGUCCUUGAAGGGUGCUCACAUCUAUCCAGUUCCGCCGCAACGCUCGCUUCGCACUGGUUGGCUCGCACAAAGCGCGCAGGGAAGCAAAACUCGCCGCAGCCGCAUAGGGAUUCUACCCGACACGAUAUCUGUGCGCAGUAGUUCAGGGGAGAGUUUCAGGCGUUUGAGGGUCGGAUGCCGCGCCGAGCACAGGCUCGAUAUGCCAUGCAGUAUGCUGUUUGCUAUGCCCUUGCUUUACAAAAUCAAUCAAAACCUGGCAAAAACACAUAAUUCCGGUGCCGCAA
Messenger RNA from Mycena citricolor, 8986 nucleotides. Lineage: Eukaryota; Fungi; Basidiomycota; Agaricomycetes; Agaricales; Mycenaceae. The record is from the annotation of a GenBank genome assembly.